UGACUCAGAAGCAGAAUGAAUCACGGCUGGUAACACACCGCGAGCAGGAGGAAAGGCCGCCCUACAGCCGCCCUAAGGCACCAACGGGUACUCAGGCAAGACGUCUUCAGACAGCGAUGCACAGAGAAGAAAUGUAGCUUCCGUUCUUCUGGGAACGGCUUGUUUCUGGCUUCUGCACACUGAAGGAACACUGGUGAAGGCGUGAUCCAUCCCAGCGGCACAUACAAAUAUGAAGUUAUUCUGGAUAAUCCCAUUUUUCCUGCUGCAAGACACUGAAACUUUUCUGAUGAAAAAUGCUAAAGUCAAGCUGUGUUUACAAGCCAGCCCAACGGAUGGGAGCUUACUGCUGGAGGGCUGUAAUCCAGCCUCAGAUUUCCAAGAUUGGUCUUGGCAAGGCGAUUCUUUGAUGAAUCUCGGCACGCUGACAUGCCUCUCCGUGGUGGAGGCCAGCGGAGUGCGGACCGGUGCCUGCGGCAGCACAGACCGCAUGAGCUGGGACUGCUCGAAUUCGCUGCUCUCUCCUCUGGGCAGCAGCCAGAGCUACCUGGUGGCAAGCAGGAGAGGAGUCAGCCUCGCCAAUGUGAGAGGCCCCAAGGCCCAGUGGCAAGGGGCUGCAGAGAGGAGCGUGUGUGAGGAGAAAACAGCCAAGGCAGAGCACGACAGGUACUUCCCCGCAGCCCUUGCCAGCACACGCGUGUAUGAGCCGACAGCAGGCAACGCUACCCUUGCGCUGGGUAUGGCUCCAGGGCAGCUGGAGGAGCUCCUGUGGUUCUUCCGCAGAGAAGACCCGUCGACGUGGAACUACACUAUCCUUGCCCUUUCCUUCGUGGUCCUCCUUCUGGGUCUUUUCCUCCUGGCCAUUAAUGUUGUGCGUAACAGGAAAAGGAAGAUGUAUGCAAAAGUGGUGCAAGACGUGGAGCAAGCUGAGCUGGAAGCCAAGCAAGCCCUGAUGCCCAUGCAGGAGCACAGCCACACCGACCCGCAGAAGCAGGAGCUGCUGCAGAAGGAGGAGAGGUCGGGAGAGGUGCUGGUUCAGUGGAAGGAUGGGACCGUCACCACCCUGUACACAGAAAGAUCAGAGGAGGCCUUAUAACAGCAG
This is a messenger RNA of Struthio camelus australis, 1099 nucleotides long. RefSeq names its product SLC51 subunit beta (gene SLC51B). Gene Ontology annotation, cellular component: plasma membrane. Gene Ontology annotation, molecular function: transmembrane transporter activity; protein heterodimerization activity. Gene Ontology annotation, biological process: bile acid and bile salt transport. Lineage: Eukaryota; Metazoa; Chordata; Aves; Struthioniformes; Struthionidae. The record is from RefSeq and is a predicted model, not a curated record.